AUGAGUGAUGCUGGGAGCACACCUUCCAAUAUUGUCCUGUUGAACAUGCCAAAUGAUAAGCUAUCUUUUGAUGAAAAGUCCAAGGUGACAGCAUUUGUUGCAUCGACAUCAGUGUCCGAGUCAAAGGCAAUAACAGAGUUGAAGGAUAAUAGGUGGAGAUUGGAUGAAGCUAUCAAUUCAUACUUCUCAAAGCCAGCAAAUAUACCAAAGGAGGUCAAUGUAUCAAGCAUUGAGACCUUGUUCAACAAGUACACAGACGAAGAUGAUCGCGACAAGAUAUCAGGCGAGAACCUACAGCGUCUGUGCCGCGACCUCAAGAUCGAGAGUGAGCUGCUCGAGUUGGCUUUCUCGUGGAAGUUGCGCGCCAAGACCCUGGGCGAGGUCACCAAGACCGAGUUCAAGAACGCCUUGAUCUGUUUGCGCGCUGACUCGCACGACAAGCUGCGAUCAGAGAUGUCCAAGCUGGCGACAGUCGUUGGCAACGCCCAGUCGUUCAAGGAGUUCUACUGCUACAUCUUUGACUAUGGCAUGCAGCCCAACCAGCGUGUGCAGUCCCUGGACAUGGCCAUUGGUCUCUGGGAGGUCGCACUCACCGCCAAGUACAAGGAUCUGAAGCACUGGUGUGAGUUCCUGCGACAGAAGAACCAAGGUGUCUCGCGAGACACCUGGAACCAAAUGUUGGACUUUGUUCGUAUUGUCAACGAUGACAUUACAAAGUAUGAUCCAGAAGCAUCAUGGCCAACUUUGAUUGAUGAGUACGUUGAGUACUUGAGCACUGCCAAGGCGUAG
Acytostelium subglobosum LB1 is the source of this 789-nucleotide messenger RNA. RefSeq lists its product as hypothetical. Gene Ontology annotation, biological process: positive regulation of ubiquitin-protein transferase activity; protein neddylation. The transcript is spliced from 3 exons. Bases 1 to 789 code for a protein of 262 amino acids. NCBI's taxonomy places the organism in Eukaryota, Evosea, Eumycetozoa, Acytosteliales, Acytosteliaceae. Gene Ontology annotation, molecular function: ubiquitin conjugating enzyme binding; cullin family protein binding; ubiquitin-like protein binding. The record is from RefSeq and is a predicted model, not a curated record. Gene Ontology annotation, cellular component: ubiquitin ligase complex.